This is a messenger RNA of Camelina sativa (false flax), 504 nucleotides long. The record is from RefSeq and is a predicted model, not a curated record. Lineage: Eukaryota; Viridiplantae; Streptophyta; Magnoliopsida; Brassicales; Brassicaceae.
UAAAAUUGUCAUUUUCGUUUUUAUCUCAAAUAAUAAUCUCUCUACUCAACUUUUUUUCUUUCAAAAAAAGUGUAUCUCUAAGAAUAUUCCAUCAGAAAAUUAUCCAUAAAAAUGACUUCCCAUAGUGAUGAAAUCGAAGAAGAACAAAUAUCAAGGAUUGAGAAAGGCAAAGGCAAAGAUUGCCAUGCAGGAAUCGAGACGGUCAUAUGUACUUCUCCCAGCAUUGUCUGCCUUACCCAAAAGUUGAUAGCGGAGAUGAUUGGGACGUAUUUUAUAGUAUUCUCUGGUUGUGGAGUGGUGGUAGUGAAUGUGUUGUAUGGUGGAACAGUAACGUUUCCAGGAGUUUGUGUAACUUGGGGUCUCAUUGUUAUGGUCAUGAUUUACUCCACCGGUCACAUCUCCGGUGCACAUUUUAAUCCUGCCGUUACUGUCACUUUCGCCAUUUUCCGGCGGUUCCCUUGGUAUCAGGUCAUUACACUCUCUAAUUCUCUAUCUCGACUUUGA